Closterium sp. Yama58-4 is the source of this 4968-nucleotide messenger RNA. The record is from the annotation of a GenBank genome assembly. Lineage: Eukaryota; Viridiplantae; Streptophyta; Zygnematophyceae; Desmidiales; Closteriaceae.
AUGGCCAGUCCUCCCGUACUUGCUUUCGAUGCUGAGGGCCGCCCAGUGAAAUUUGACACCUGGCUAGAUGACCUGCACCUCUUCCUACAGCUCACUGCCAAGGAGGAUAUUUCGCUGUACGAUCAUGCCCUCGGUCACGCUACUGCCCCUCCUACCACUGCAGACAGCACUCAGCGCUCACAGUGGCAGACUCGUGACGCCCACGCUCGCUUCGCUAUUCGCAACUCCCUGCCACUAGAUGAGCGCGAGCACUUUGGCCAGCACAAGACUGCUAAGGACCUGUACACUGCUGUAGUUGCUCGUUACUCCUCACCUGCCUCUGCCGCACUAGGCCGCCUCACCCUCCCCUACCUGUUCCCCGACCUGGCCUCCUUCAGCACAGUCGCUGACCUCAUCACCCACCUCAGGACCAGUGAGGCCCGCUUUCGCGCUGCUAUGCCUGACGAGUUCCUUGCCAGCAACCCCCCCCCGCUCUGGAUCACGCUCUACCACAUCGUCACCCGCCUCCCUGACUCUCUGCGCGCAGUCAGGGAUCACUUCCUCGCUCGCUCUCCCACUGAGCUCACCAUUGCCCUCCUCGAGAAGGAAUUGCUUGCAGCUGAGGCGAGCAUCGUCGCUGUAGGCACCUCUCGUGGCGACCCCCGCACCCCGUUCUUUGAGGGGUGUUCCCCUUCCCCUCUCCUCCCCUCUGUCGCCUCUGCUGCUGCUGUCGACCUCCUUGGUGCUGAGAAGGUCGGGGCUGCGUCUGCUCCGAGCGGGCGCCGCAGGGGCAAAGGGGGCAAGGGUGGAGGUGGCGGCGGGGGAGGCGGGAGUGGUGGCGGUGGGGGUGGCGGUGGGACUGGAGAGGCUAGUGGCGGCAGUGGGGGUGGUGACAGCAGCGGCGGGAGCGGUGGCAGGGGCGGAGGCGGCAGCGGAGGCGGAGGUGGUCGUGGCGGCGGCAGGGGUGGAGGUGGCCGGGGCGGUGGCGGCGGCGGUGGUGGUCGUGGAGGCGCUGGCGGUGGACAGAGUCAGCAGCCCGCCCCGUCGCUUCAGGCCGCCCGUGAGUGGUAUGCGCAGCGUGGCUUUACCUGCACGUACGUCAUUCGCACUGGUGACCGCACUGGCCAGCAGUGUGGGAGGCCGCAUCCCACACAGCGCUGUUUCGCGCGCCUUACUGACGCGUGGCGUGCCCAGUUUCCUGAUGCCACUGACCUGCCCCACUGGGCUGAUCUGGAGAAGAAGGGAGUUGAUAUCUGGGCUUUAGACUUUGAUGCUAUUCUCACUGCCAUGUAUGCGAUGUUUACUAGUGGAGAGGGUGCUCAGUACUUGCGUGUUCCGCCCGACCCGGGCAUUCUGACCAGUCCGGCUGCCGCUCUAGGUGCUAGUGAGUCUGCUGCCCCAGGUCCUGGUGAGGCUGCUGCUCUAGGUGCUAGUGAGUCCGUGCCCUCUGGUACUGAGUCGACUGCAGCACUGCACACCUUCACACUGGACUCAGGUGCUUCUCGCUGUUUCUUUUGUGACCGCACUGUCCUUGAGCCGCUUGCUCGGCCAGUUGCUGUCUCCCUCGCUGACCCCUCUGGGGGUCCGGUCGUUGCAACCUCCUCCACUGUCCUUCCUUGUCCUGCGGUCCCGUCAGGCACACUGUCAGGCCUCUACCUCCCCUCGUUCUCUACGAACUUGGUGGCAGGUAGUGCGCUCCAGGACGGGGGUGUUCACCAGUUCACCCCUGCUUACGAGCGCGUGACCCACUGCACGUGUGCUCGGACGGGCCGUCACCUGGCUACCUUCACUCGGCAGCCGGGGUCGGACCUGUACACACUGACCACUGAGUCCCCUCAGGUAGCUGCGUCCGCGUCUGCGUCUGCGUCAGGUCAGCUGUCCGCCCCCUGCUCGUGUCGCUCUCUGGCGCAUGAGACUGUCCUCUGGCACCACCGCCUUGGUCACCCGUCUGUGCAGCGCCUUCGGGCCAUGCACAAACGGGACCUUGUUGCUGGUCUUCCCAGGGUUCUCCCUCCCCUCCCACCCUCGCCUGCUCCUCCCUGUCUUCCCUGUGUCGAGGGGCGGCAGCGAGCCGCUCCUCACUCCUCCUCCUUCCCCCCGACGACUGCUCCUUUGCAGACGCUCCACAUGGACGUGUGGGGCCCAGCCCGCGUCCGUGGUCAGGGUCAGGAGAGGUACUUCCUGAUUGUUGUUGACGACUUCUCGCGCUACACCACGGUCUUCCCCUUGCGCACCAAGGGUGACGUCCCUGAUGUCUUGAUCCCUUGGAUCCGCAGAUCUCGUCUCCAGCUUAGUGAGCGUUUCCGCUCCGACUUCCCUGUCCUGCGUCUGCACUCUGACAGAGGUGGGGAGUUUUCCUCUGGCCUCUUGGAGGCCUUCUGUCAGCAGGAGGGCAUUGAGCAGUCGUUCACGCUUCCGGCCUCUCCACAGCAGAAUGGGGUUGCUGAGCGCCGCAUUGGCUUGGUCAUGGAGGUCGCUCGUACCUCCUUAGUUCAUGCGGCUGCCCCCCACUUUCUGUGGCCGUUUGCAGUCCGAUACGCUGCGCAUCAGCUCAACCUCUGGCCCCGUGUCUCCUUACCGGAGACCUCUCCGACACUGCGUUGGACGGGAGAGGCUGGCGAUGCGUCGCGUUUUCGGGUCUGGGGAUCUCGAGCUUUUGUUCGCGAUACGUCCGCGGACAAGCUCUCCCGUCGAGCUGUCCCCUGUGUCUUCCUUGGCUUCGUCCCGGACGCGCCUGGUUGGCAGUUCUACCACGCCACCUCGCGUCGUGUCCUGGCCUCUCAGGACGUCACUUUUGACGAGUCCGUCCCCUACUACCGCCUCUUCCCCUACCGCACUGCCCCGCUCCCCCCCCCGCCUCUCUUCCUCGCUCCAGGUGCUGAGGUACCAGACCCCCUCCCCCCUCAGGGUGCCGCUCCCUCAGGUGUGUCCCAGGUAGACCCGGUUGAGCCUGUCGAGGUAGCUGUUGACUCUAGUCCUGCUGGGGGUGCUGAGCCUGACCGUGAGGAGUCUGAGGGUACUGAGCCUGGGGGUGCGGAGCCUGGGGGUGCGGAGCCUGGGGGUGCGGAGCCUGGAGGUGCGGAGCCUGGGGGUGCUGAGCCUGGGGGUGCUGAGUCUGGGGGUGCUGAGCCUGGAGGUACUGAGCCUGGGGGUGCUGAGCCUGGGGGUGCUGAGUCUGGGGGUGCUGAGCCUGAGCGUGCUACACCUGGAGGAGCCCUCUCCUCCCGGCAGCUGCAGGAGAGUCUUCGGAGUGGUGCUCCUGGUGCUGCGGACCCUGGGGGUGGCGCUGCUGCUGGUGCUGAGGACCCGGGCGUUGGAGCUGCUGCUGGUGCUGCGGACCCGAGCGGUGGCGCGGCUGCUGGUGCUGAGGAACCGGGCGUUGGAGCUGCUGCUGGUGCUGAGGACCCUGUCGCUGGUGUCCCUGCUGGUUCUGGAGACGCUACGCGACCGCGACCGUACUUCGUACCACUUCUUCAGCAGGUUCUUGGUCAGGCUCCUCCUCCUUGUCCUCCUUCCUCAGUAGAGUGUCCUCCGCCUGUCCAGUCACAGUCACAGUUCCCGCCUGCCUCGCCUCUCCCUGCUCCCUCUCCUUACACUGGUCCCACGGGAGGUCUUACAGAGCGUCGUGAGCCUGAGUCUCGUCCUGCGUCGCCUGUUCGUACUGCUCGCACUGGUCGUCGUGUCCCACGUGAGCGUCCUCCUCCUGUCCCUGGCACUCACUACAUGACUCUGCGUCCCUCCACUGCUCCUCAGCGUGUUCCGCUGCCGUCUCCUCCUGCGUCCUCUCUGCCUACUCUUCCUGAUCCGGAGUCUGACUCCCGUCGUGCUGCCAGUCCCACUGUCACCCGUCUCCUCGCUACUGUUGUCACUGACCCUACCUUUGAGUCCUCUGCUGCGUCUGCUCUGGUCGCUGAGUUGAUAGACUUUGCUGCCCGGUGUCGUCUAGACUACGCCACUAGCCUUGUUGCUGAGUCUGAGUCUGAGUCUGUCUGUCCUCCGUCCGUCGGGGACAUCCCGACCCCGCGCACUUACGCUGAGGCGAUGGCGGGUCCCUACUCCUCUCAGUGGCAGACAACCAUGGACGCAGAGAUGGCUUCUUGGAAGUCCACACGCACCUACGUCGACGAGGUUCCCCCACCUGGGGCGAACAUCGUCAGUGGCAUGUGGAUUUUCAGGGUGAAGCGGCCACCGGGUUCUCCUCCGGUCUUCAAGGCGCGCUACGUGGCUCGAGGCUUCAGUCAGCGAGAGGGAGUUGACUUCUUCCAGACCUUCUCCCCCACCCCGAAGAUGACCACUCUUCGGGUGCUGCUGCACAUAGCCGCUCAGCGUGACUACGAGCUUCACUCGCUUGACUUCAGCACUGCUUUCUUGCAGGGCAGCCUGCACGAGGAGAUCUGGCUGCGCCGCCCUCCUGGCUUCACUGGGUCGGUUCCUCCUGGUACCCAGUGGAGGCUUCAGCGGCCGGUCUACGGUCUCCGCCAGGCACCACGUGAGUGGCACGACACACUGAGGACGACACUUGCGGCUCUUGGGUUCGCUCCCUCUACUGCUGACCCGUCACUGUUUCUACGCACAGACACCUCACUGCCGCCGUUCUACAUCCUCGUGUACGUCGACGACUUGGUCUUUGCCACUGCUGACACUGCGGCACUCGCCCACGUGAAGUCGGAGCUGCAGAGGAGACACACGUGCACAGACCUGGGUGAACUGACAAGCUAUCUUGGCUUGCGGAUCACCCGGGACAGAGCACGGCGCACCAUCACCUUGACUCAGUCACACAUGGUGCAGCAGAUCCUUCAGCGCUUCCGCUUCACGUACUCCUCGCCUCAGUCCACUCCUCUGCCUACCGGUCACUCGCUCUCAGCUCUGCCUUCGGAUGAGUCCGUAGAGCCAAGUGGCCCGUAUCCAGAGCUUGUGGGCUGCCUCAUGUACCUGAUGACCUGCACUCGACCUGACCUUGCAUACCCUCUUGUUGGUGUAAGGGCCUAA